AUGGUUGGCUUUGGUGGCUGUACCGAUAUCACACUUAACGCGCUUGACUUCAUGGAGUCAAUUGGUGUUAGUCCAAAUGGAUCAGAUUUUUCGGACUCAAGCCCACAAGGCACACACGAUGAGGUCGUCGAGUUGAAUACACUCGAAGAUAUCGUUGAAGAAUUUACAAAAAUGUUUAUAGCCGGUGCAGCUGCGGAACGCUACGUGAAGAACCAAACACUUUUCAAAUUUUUGGUCGAUCAAGCAAUUGCAUGUCUGGAAAACCCGGAGAAUUAUCGUGAAGCAGCGACACGCGGAUUCAUGAGUUUAGGCGGCAAUGCUCCUGUAAUGGCCACCAGGUUGGCGAAAGAAGGCGCAGAGGUCACCUUGGUCGCACGGUUGUCAGCGCGGGAAGCUCGCGCACUCCCUCCUUCUGUUCGUGUUUUGUCGGCACCUUCAAAUUUUGGGCUCCCAAUGACUCCCGAGUCCGACGUCCACCUUGUUCUCGAAUACGACCGCGGCGCUGUUUGGCGAAACCACACCGCGCCCCGUUCAAAUAGGUAUAUUUUAAUUCGUGAUGAGGAAAAUCCCCGCCUGAGCAGUCUCUGGCCCGGCCUAAUGUCCUCCUGGGAGAAAUUUGGCAACCACGGCGGCAAGAAGCUGGGCGACGCUGCGGCCUAUCCCGACCUCUUUGUUGUCGGUGGCCUACAGACCAUGGACAAUGCCAUGAUCUCGCCCGACAUUCGGCCGCAGAGGAUAGACGAGCUUAAGCGUUUCCUUUCUCUGGAGUUACCACGGCCUACUCUUGUCCACUUUGAAAUGGCCUCGUUUGUUGAGACUAACUUUAUCGUCAACCUCACACGGGCCAUACUUCCCUACGUCGACUCCAUCGGUCUCAACGAGCAGGAGUUGCCGAACCUGUUGAGCCUGCUGGCACACGGUCGGGUGGCACCCCACGCCAGCCUCUCCACACCCCGGGCCGCGGUGAUGCUCGACACAAUGCGUGAGAUCUGGGCCCUCCUGACGGACCCCCUGCACCUGCCGCGCGUCGGCAGCGGUCUUCGACGUCUCUCGCGCAUCCACCUCCACACCCUGGGCUACCAGAUCGUCAUGGUUCGACGACCCAAGGACCCCGCAAAGGCCCAGCGCAUGGAGCAGCAGGCUCGUCUGGCGGAGACGUACUUCAGCCCGACUGAGGUCGGCACGGCUUGGCCCUUUGCCCGGGCUGCCGCCGCCAAGGCGAGUCUUGUAGCUCAUCGGCACACCUGUGCGACGGCCUCGAUAGACCCGGAUCUGACUCGACUCCUGAUGGACGACUCCUUCGCGGUCACCACCGACCCGCGACGCUGGCCAUCGACCCAGCUCCCAGACAAGAAGAUUCGCCGAAUUCAGUUCGACCCCUCUUCUCCGGUCUCUUGCUGGUUUGAAGCGGAGCCAGUCUUGGAGUAUUCACGGGCGACGAGCAUUGAGACCCAGGUGGAGAUCUGCGUCGCUCCGGUGCCGGUGUGUCGACGGGUCUUUCGGACUGUUGGUGGAGGCGAUAACAUUUCCGCUGCGGCUUUGAAGGCGCAGCUCAUUGAAAGACAUUAG
Mesocestoides corti is the source of this 1569-nucleotide messenger RNA. NCBI's taxonomy places the organism in Eukaryota, Metazoa, Platyhelminthes, Cestoda, Cyclophyllidea, Mesocestoididae. The record is from the annotation of a GenBank genome assembly.